Acaulospora colombiana is the source of this 900-nucleotide messenger RNA. The record is from the annotation of a GenBank genome assembly. NCBI's taxonomy places the organism in Eukaryota, Fungi, Glomeromycota, Glomeromycetes, Diversisporales, Acaulosporaceae.
AUGGGUGAGCUUGAACCUUGGAUGGAUGAGAACUACAUAAGGACUGUUUGGUAUCAGUUGGGUGAAAAUGUCAACGUUAAAUUCAUUAGGGAUAAAUUCACUGGUGCAAACGCGGGUUACUGCUUUGUGGAUUUCGUGAGUAACGCGGCAGCGGUUAAGGCUUUGAGCACAGUGAAUGGUACCCCAAUUCACGGCACCAAUCGUGUAUUUAAACUCAAUUGGGCUUCGGGAGGUGGGUUGACAGAUAGGAACAGAGAUGACCGUGGUCCAGAAUUUUCUAUUUUUGUUGGAGAUUUAGGGCCCGAAGUGACCGAAUGGAUGUUGGUGUCAGUUUUCCAGCAAAGAUAUCCCUCUUGUAAAUCCGCAAAAAUUAUGACUGAUCCAAUGACUGGAAUGUCCCGUGGAUACGGCUUUGUUCGUUUUGGCGAUGAAGCUGAACAACAACGUGCACUCAUGGAAAUGCAGGGUUCCUUUUGUGGAAAUCGGCCAAUGCGAAUUUCUACCGCCACACCAAAGAACAAGAGUGGCUUGCAGGGUAACUUUUACCAACAGCCGUCUCAGCAAAAUCCUGUCUUAAAUCAAUAUAAUGAUCCUAAUAAUACCACGGUAUUCGUUGGGGGAUUGUCGGGUGUCAAUAGUGAAGAAGAGCUCCGAAGCCCGCAGCCACCGAGCCCUUAUAACCAAUUAGGUGGGAUGACACCAACCGCUACUUACGGUGCUUAUGUACAAGCUACUCCGGUAGUUAGUGCUGCUGUAACUCCGACCCAACCUCCAAUUUUACAAUCCAUACCUGACCCGCUAGAGCCAGUUCCUAUACAACGCAUGAAUGAGCUUUAUAUCUCGAACAAGGAGGCAUUGCUCGAAAGAAUGGAAGGGUGGAGGGGAAUUUAUGCUCAGUAA